Messenger RNA from Procambarus clarkii (red swamp crayfish), 6874 nucleotides. Lineage: Eukaryota; Metazoa; Arthropoda; Malacostraca; Decapoda; Cambaridae. The record is from RefSeq and is a predicted model, not a curated record.
GUGGCUGGACAACGACACCAACUGGUACAUUGAGAACGGCACCGAUCACCCGCAGUUUGGCUCUCCCAGACUCUGUGGCAACGCUACGGGCGCCAGAGUGUGUCCAGCGGGCUUCGGCUGCCUGCCAGACGUAGGAGACAACCCCAACUUCGGCUACACCAAUUUUGACAACUUCCUGUGGUCAAUGUUAACAACCUUCCAGCUCAUCACUCUCGACUAUUGGGAAGACGUCUACAACAAGGUGAUCGCUACAGGAGGGCCGCUACAGGUGGUGUUCUUCGCCAUCGUCGUUUUCUUCGGGUCCUUCUACCUCAUCAACCUCAUGUUGGCCGUCGUGGCUAUGAGUUAUGAGGAGGAGGCUGAGAACACGGAGGAGGAGAAGACCAAGGACCUGAUGGACCACCGCGACGACUCCACCUUCAGUUUUGACCCGGAGAAGUUGACGCAUGCGCGCCCGCUGGAGAAGAAGAAGCCCAAGAACCGGCGCGUGAUCGUCAUGCGUCGCGGCGCCGGCAUCCUCAGCGACAAGUUCUCCAAGCGGAUCAGGAAGAAGGAGGAGAAGAAGAAGGAGGCCAAGGGGCGAGGAAGCACUUCAUCAGAAGAUGCCGUGAGAGAGCCUGCUGCGCCCCCCACCACGCCGCGGCUGGGGGGAUCGCUGCUGGGGGUAUCUGAGGGCCAGCAGGCCCUCUCUCGACCUGCUUCACUCGUUAUCACUCCUCCGAUAUCUGCCUCGCAAGCCCCAGCACCCUCACCCCGUCCCUCGUCUCCAGGACACUGCCAGGGCUCCGAGGCAGCUGCUGGAGGGGUUGGCGGCGGCGGCUCCUCCUCGUGCGACCCUUGUUCCGGGGCGGCAGCGUCCACCCGCUGCUGCACCUGUCACUGCCACACGCGCCAGCCGGGACCCGCUCCGGCGCCGGGUCUGGUGGCGCUGAGAGGCGGCUGCGACGACACCAAGCCUCAUCUCCGCCUCGCCAACAACGCCGCCCACCGCCAGCCCUCCCUCGACGACUCUGGCGUGGUGGGCGACCACGACGGCGCCGACACCAUCUCCGUACACCACCUGCAGCACUUGGCCCAGGAAGGAGCAAGCAAAGCCGAGCAGACGCUCUUCGCUCGAAGGAAGUGCAACGGUGUGAGUCCUUCCUCCCCGGCCGCUCUCUCUGCCUCCUCCCAGCACAUCGUCGUCCUCGAGGACGAGGUGGUGGACCGCAACUGUGACAAGUGCCGGGAGUGUUGCGUCAACUACCGCACCUGGCUCAAGUUCCAGAACAUGAUGCACGUGGUGGUGCACGACGCCGUCUUCGACCUCUUCAUCAUGCUCUGCAUCAUCCUCAACACCGUCUUCCUCGCCAUCGAGCACCACGGCAUGUCCUACGAACUCAACAAGGUCCUCGAAGUCGGCAACAGGGUCUUCACGGCGGUCUUCACCCUGGAGUGCAUCAUGAAGUUGAUGGCCCUGAGCAAGGAGUUCUUCGUCAACAAAUGGAACGUCUUCGACUUGGUGAUCGUGCUGGCCUCCUUGCUCGACCUCGGCCUUGAGAUCGGCUCGGGGCUCUCUGUCUUGCGUGGGAUGCGACUGCUGCGGGUGCUGAAGCUGGCUCAGUCCUGGCGGACGAUGAGGGUGUUGCUGAGCAUCAUCGUGUCGACGUUGGGGGCCCUCGGGAACCUCACCUUCGUCCUCAUCAUCAUCAUCUACAUCUUCGCCGUCAUCGGCAUGCAGCUCUUUGGCAAGAACUAUACGGCGGCCAACUUCUACCCCGACCCCGUGCCCAGGUGGAACUUCACUGACUUUUUCCACUCAUUCAUGAUGAUCUUCCGUAUCCUGUGCGGGGAGUGGGUGGAGCCUCUCUGGGACUGUAUGCGCGCCGAGCAGAAAGAUGGGUCGGAGACGUGCCUGGCCAUCUUCCUCCCGGCGCUUGUGAUGGGCAACUUCAUGGUCCUCAAUCUCUUCCUCGCUCUCCUGCUCAACUCCUUCAACUCGGAGGAACUCAAGUCUCGCCAGGAUGAUCUCGAGGACGAGUCCAGGGUGCUCCAGCUCUUCGUCAGAAUAAGGGAUGCUUUAUUUCGAAGUAAGAAGAAGAAGAAAAAGAAAGAAGAAGAAGAAAGAGAAAAAGAAGAAAAAGAAAAAGAAGAAAAGGAAAAAGAAGAAAGAGAAAAAGAACAGGAAGAAAUUGAAAGGGAGGAUGCAAAUAAGAAAUCGCUUGAGGAUGUAAUGCCAGACCGAGGAGUGAAGCAGGCCUUCAGUGAGCCAGAGAUGCAUGCCAGGUGUGAAGAGGAAGAUGUAGGAACUGACCCACAGAUGAAAGGAUACAAGCGGAUGACAAUUGUAGGUGAUGACGAUCGACCAGAAAUCAUCGAACUCUCAGAUUUCAAUUCAGCAGAGCCACAGUUUGCCUUUUGUACACGUAUAUCCUCCCAACAUGAAAACAGGGACCAGGAGUACCCUGAACAACAAUUUCGAGAGUACCCUGCAAGUGAAUAUUCUCAAGAAUACCAUACUGGGGAAUAUCCGCAGGAUUACUCAAAUGAGUAUGGACAUGAGCAUGAUUACCAUCAAUUGCAAUUUCCAGAAUCAAACUUGUCUGAAGGAGAAGGCUAUAAUAAUGAAGACAGUGUGUCAGAAGUCAACUUAUCGGAUGGCAACAUCCCCAAAAUGAAGUUAGAUGAGAUGAGCUUCAGUGACCUACACCGGUCAAGCUCUAAGGAUAUUGACGGUUUUCAGGAGGUGAGCUUCGAUCCACAAGCCAAAGACACUCAUGGAGAGCCUAAUGGGGGACCCAAAGCGAAACACUGGCAGACAGUGAAGAAGGACAUGCCAAAUGUGCUGAACAAAACACAGAGCUGGAGUGCUGUUGUCAGUUAUGUGGACACCAUCACAGGUGGCGUUAAAGAUGACGAGGACCCAAGAUUCAAACGGACUGAGAUAAUAGCCAAGGAACCUGCAGACUGUUUUCCCAAGCAAGUCUACAACAAGUUGCAGUGUUGUGCAAGUUGUGUGGAGACCAAAAUCUACAGGAAGUGGUACCACUUGCGACAAAUGUGCCUUUACGUUGUCGACAGCCCUUACUUUGAGUGGAUCGUCCUUAUCUUGAUUUUUGCUUCCUCAGUUACUCUUUGUUUUGAAGAUGUUCAUUUGGAUUCUAAAACAGAGCUUAAGGAGAGACGGGAGGUUCUCAACUACCUGAAUCUGGCCUUCGCCGUCCUCUUCACUCUUGAGAUGCUACUGAAGUGGGUUGCUUUGGGCUUUGUCAAGUACUUCACUUCUGUUUGGACCAUCCUUGACUGUUUCAUUGUCUUGGUGUCCAUGUGUAGCCUCUUCAUUGAACAAGAUAAUCUCAUAGCUCUUCGGAGUCUUAGAACAUUGAGAGCCUUGAGACCCCUGCGUGCUAUAUCUCGCUGGGAAGGAAUGAAGAUAGUGGUGAACGCACUUAUGUAUGCCAUCCCGUCCAUUUUCAACGUGUUGCUCGUAUGCCUUGUCUUCUGGCUAAUCUUCUCUAUCAUGGGUGUUCAAAUGUUUGGAGGAAAAUUUUAUAAGUGCAUUGACCGUAAGACUGCAGAAAUAUUGCCAUUAAAGGUGGUUGAAAAUAAGAAUGAGUGUUUGAAGAAAAAUUACAGCUGGAUUAACAGCAAGAUAAAUUUUGACCACGUGGGUUAUGCUUAUCUGGCCCUUUUUCAAGUGGCAACCUUCGAGGGGUGGAUGGAGGUAAUGGCAGAUGCUGUAGAUUGCAGAGGAAUUGAUAAGCAACCUGAUAGAGAAGCUAAUAUCUAUGCUUAUGUCUAUUUUGUCAUCUUCAUUGUGUGUGGAUCAUUUUUUACACUGAACCUCUUCAUUGGUGUUAUCAUUGAUAACUUCAAUGCACUCAAGAAGAAGAUGUAUGAAGGUGGAGUGCUGGAGAUGUUUCUAACGGAUUCUCAGAAGAACUACUACACUGCCAUGAAGAAACUUGGUCGCAAGAAACCACAAAAGGUCAUAAGACGGCCCCAGCAUCAGUACCAUGCUCUCUUCUAUGAUAUUGCUGUAUCUCGGAGAUUUGAGAUCUCCAUUUUUGUAUUGAUCUUCCUAAAUAUGGUGACGAUGGCCAUCGAGCACUAUCAUCAGUCACGUACAAUUGCCUUUACACUGGAGGUCUUCAAUGCCCUUUUCACCACCAUCUUUGGCCUAGAGGCAAUAGUCAAGAUCAUUGGCUUGCGCCAUCAUUAUUUUACGGUACCAUGGAACCUCUUCGACUUCAUCCUAGUCUUCGCAUCUAUUAUGGGAAUCCUCCUUCAAGAUGUGCUUACCAAUUUCCCCAUCAGCCCGACACUUCUCAGGGUAGUCCGGGUCUUCAGGAUCGGACGCAUUCUCCGUCUUAUCAAGGCUGCUAAGGGAAUAAGGAAGCUGCUGUUUGCCCUCAUAGUAUCUCUCCCAGCACUGUUUAAUAUUGGUGCAUUGCUGUUCCUCAUCACUUUUAUCUAUGCCAUCAUUGGCAUGGCAGUGUUUGGCCAUGUACAGCGGAAAGGGGCUCUUGAUGACCUUGUCAACUUUGAGACCUUUGGCAACAGUAUGAUGCUAUUAUUUAGACUUAUCACCUCAGCAGGCUGGAACGAUGUCUUAGACCCCUUGAUGGCUCAGCCUCCAGACUGUGACAUCAACUACAUGAACCAGCCCAAUGGCAAUUGCGGCCACCCUGCCAUCGCCAUUGUGUUCUUUGUAUCAUUCAUCAUCAUCAACUUCAUGAUUGUAAUCAAUAUGUACAUUGCUGUUAUUCUCGAAAAUUUCAACCAAGCCCACAAAGAGGAGGAGAUUGGCAUUGUGGAAGAUGACCUGGAGAUGUUUUAUGUUAGAUGGUCCAAGUAUGAUCCCCAUGCCACACAAUUUAUCAACUUCUCGCAACUCUCAGACUUCAUUGCUAGUCUAGACGGUCCCUUUGGGAUCCCCAAGCCAAAUACUGUUGCCCUAGUGUCUUUCGACCUUCCCAUCGCUAAGGGGGAUAAGAUCCACUGCCUGGACAUCCUUCAUGCUCUUACAAAACAUGUCCUCGGGCAUGUGGAGGAAACCGAGGAAUUUAAGAGGCUCAAGAUGCAGAUGGAAGAGAAAUUCAAGAAGCAGUUCCCAACGCGCAAAGAGCUCGAAAUUGUGUCCUCAACUCGACGCUGGAAAAAGAUGGACUCCGCUGCUAAGACAAUACAAAUGGCUUGGCGUGCUUUCUUAAAGCAUCGGCGAGAGUUAGAAAAGAAAAAUUUGCUCCUAGAAGAGGCACAGACACAAACCUCCUCUCCAGGGGGGUCAUCUAUACGAUCGGGAUUCAAGAAAGUGUCAAACCUGUUACAAGUAGUCCCAAUGCCUAUGAGUGUGCCUCGAAGAAGGUCCGUCACUGUCCUCCAAGUGGAUGGAGGAGGAUCAAGCUCACGCCGUGCUUCCCGUUCCUCAGUUAAUGAGGUUUCUACAUCUCCUCGUGGGUCUCUCUUCUUCUUCCCCAUUUCACGCCGUGCUUCUAAAGCCUCGGCCACUUCUGCCACCUCAGGAGCCUCCAACCCAUCAUUAGUAUCUGUUCAGAUCCAUCGUGUUGCUGACCACGAAUCUCCUCAUGCUUCUCAAGGCUCCACAGAAGCCCUAAAUACUGAGGCUAGCUGACGCAAGCCUCCUGUGGGCCCAACUUGACGCCCUUUCCCAAUGUAACCGGUGCCCCCAGCUGCAUGCCAACACCUUCGUGACGACUGUGUUGGCCAUUAAAGAUAGCUGAUAGUCUUCUAGUUGAAAGCUGAUGGCUAACAGUUACAUAGAUUCUUGCUUACACUUUGUGACCAAGCUUGACCUGUGUGAGCCUGGUCACUCUUGCCUGACUGGCAUUUGCCCAGUCUAUUCCUGUAAGCCCAUCUAUGAGGCUUCAUGCGCUACGAGUACCCAAAGGAGAAGAGAAGGAGCACUUUGGCUGCUCUGAAUGUUACAACUUUGCAUUUCCAUAUGUUCCUGAAAUCUUUGUCAUGCUGAUCAUUGGCACGUGUCUUAAUUAGAUAUAAAAAUUUAGACCAUGUUAAUUGUGUUAAGGCAAAGAUAAAAAUCAUUUUUUAUUAUAAAUAGGUUUCCAUUGACAUGUGCCAUUGUUGUUGUACAUAAGAAGUAUUUUCACCAGUGGAAUAUUUAAUUUCUCUAUUCCAGAUAUCAACAUAUAUGCAAUUUGCUUUUUCUCUUGCAAUUGCCAUAGGCUCACAAUAUCAUGUAAAUGCAACCAUUGGUUUUCUUAUAGAAAACCUUAAAAAUGUUAUAUGUAAGUCAAAGAUGGUCUUGAAAAAGAGCACAGUUAACAUACUGCAUAGUUCUUUCAUUAUGAAAAUAGUUAAGGUUUUAUAUUAUCUCACCAAAAUAAUGGAAAAGCAUCUACAUCUCUUUUUCAAGGUCUCCAAAGUUAUAUACUCAAUUUUAUUGUUUUUCUUUUGGCAUUAUAGCCUAUCGUUAUCCCUGCACAUGAGCAUGGAACCAUCGCGAAACGAUAUGCAAGUAGAGUUAUUUGCCAGUUUGUUAGCUUUGCUGUAGGGUGCCAAAGAUUUUGUUUAUGCCUUAGUCUCCAAAUGCUCUUUUUCAGAGUCAAGUUUCAUGGGAAUUAGGUUUUCCCUUGAAAAUGAACUUGAUACACUCAGCUAUACAAUUUGUUGGUGCAAGAGCAGUGCUAAAUGUCUUGCCCCCUGAACCAUUUUCUGUGAGCCAUGAGACUUGACAGAUAUGCUCCUCUCUUUAGCCUGAAUUUAGGUUCCUCUAAUAGAUAAAAUGUGCCAAAAUAUCAGCACCAGGGGUCAGAUUCACGAAGCAGUUACGCAAGCACUUACGAACGUAUACAUCUUUUCUCAAUCUUUGACGGCUUUGGUUACAUUUAUUAAACAGUUUACAAGCAUGAAA